AGGUGAUCGACGUGAUUGGCUGACGUGUCGGAUGAUGUCGGAGCGUGCCAUCGGUCCAUCUGCCUUAGAGAGCGGCGGAGGAGACUCUCUCCGUGUGUCCGUCUGAGCUUCACACCGGGAGGCUGCAACCUGGUCGCCGCCGCAUUUACCACCCUACUCGUGCCGGCUCAAGCUCCCCUGUUGCACCAUGCUGACCGGUCUGUUCCGCAUGCACGGCCUCCUGGUGGCCUCCCACCCCUGGGAGGUGAUCGUUGGCACGGUCACCCUCACCAUCUGUAUGAUGUCCAUGAACAUGUUCACCGGCAACGACCAGAUCUGCGGCUGGAACUUCGACUGCCCAAAGACGGAGGAGCAAAUUCUGAGCAGUGACAUCAUCAUCCUGACCAUCACACGCUGCAUUGCCAUUGUCUACAUCUACUUCCAGUUCCAGAACUUGAGACAGCUGGGGUCCAAAUACAUUUUAGGCAUCGCUGGCCUUUUCACCAUAUUCUCCAGCUUCGUAUUCAGCACAGUGGUCAUUCACUUCCUUGAUAAAGAGCUCACGGGCCUCAACGAGGCGUUGCCGUUCUUCCUGCUGCUCAUCGACCUCUCCAAAGCGUGCGCCCUCGCCAAGUUCGCCUUGAGCUCCAGCUCUCAGGAUGAAGUGAGGGACAACAUUGCCCGUGGCAUGUCGGUCUUGGGACCCACCUUCACUCUGGACGCCCUGGUGGAGUGCUUAGUGAUCGGGGUGGGAACCAUGUCAGGUGUGCGGCAGUUGGAAAUCAUGUGCUGCUUUGGCUGCAUGUCUGUCUUGGCCAACUACUUUGUGUUCAUGACUUUCUUCCCAGCGUGCGUCUCACUGGUGCUGGAGUUGUCCCGCGAUAGUCAGGAGGGCCAUCCCAUCUGGCAGCUGAGCCACUUCUCCAGAGUCAUGGAGGAGGAGGAGGACAACAAACCCAACCCCGUGACCCAGAGAGUCAAGAUGAUCAUGUCUCUGGGCCUGGUGAUGGUUCACGCCCACAGCCGCUGGAUCGCCGAGCCCUUUUCCAUCAACACCACGCCGGGCGUCCCGCAGGUCGGCAUGGAGCUCGACCACCUCUCGCCACGGAGGAUCGAGCCGGAGAGAACGCUGUGGCACUUCUACCUCACCAGGAUGAUAACCAUGGACAUAGAGCAGGUGAUCUGUCUGGCUUUGGCCCUGCUGCUGGCUAUCAAGUACAUCUUCUUUGAGCAGUCCGAGAUGGAGUCCACGCUGUCACUGAAGAACCCCAUCACCAUGUCCGCCCCGGCCCUGACCCCCCGGCGGCCCACCGAGACCUGCUGCAGGAAGGAGCCGUGCCCUCCCCAACCCCUCGCCCCCGCCCAGAGCGUGACUGUCCCAGCGACUUUCAUCAAGGCCGAGAGAGAUGAGGUCAUCCGGCCCUUGUCCGCUCCGGCCGCCGAUCUCCGGCCGAAGAGCUUCUUCGUGGCAGGGGACGAAGAGGAGGGGCUCAAGUCCGAGACGGAUCAGCCGAGCCUCCCCCCUAAGCCCAGAGACCUGGUCGAGUGUGUGGCCGUCCUCAACGACCCUGAGCUGGGGGCUCGUUUCCUGAGCGAUGCGGAGGUGAUGCAGCUGGUCAACUCCAAGCACAUCCCCGCAUACAAACUGGAGGCCAUCAUGGAGAAACCAGAGAGAGGCGUGGCCAUACGCAGACAGAUGAUAUCUGACAAACUUCCCUCCCCUACUGCGCUGUCCACCCUGCCGUACACCGGCUACGACUACUCCAAGGUUAUGGGCACCUGUUGUGAGAAUGUGAUUGGCUACAUUCCCGUGCCAGUAGGCGUGGCCGGGCCGCUGCAUCUGGAUGGGAAGCAGUUCCAGGUUCCCAUGGCAACCACAGAGGGCUGCUUGGUUGCCAGCACCAACCGCGGAUGUCGAGCAAUCGCUCUGGGAGGCGGAGCCAACUGUCGCAUCCUGGCCGACAGCAUGACUCGAGGACCCGUAGUGAGACUGCCCUCUGCCUGCCAGGCUGCCGAGGUCAAGGGCUGGCUGGAGAGCACAGAUGGUUUUCAGGCCGUCAAAGAGGCCUUUGACAACACCAGCAGGUUUGCACGGCUCCAGAAGCUACUGGUUGGUCUGGCUGGGAGAAACCUCUACAUCCGCUUCCAUUCCAAGACUGGCGAUGCCAUGGGGAUGAAUAUGAUCUCUAAGGGUACGGAGCAGGCACUGAGCAGACUGCAGCAGCAAUUCCCAGAGCUGCAGGUGGUGGCGGUCAGUGGGAACUUCUGUACCGACAAGAAACCGGCCGCCAUCAACUGGAUCGAAGGCCGGGGCAAGUCUGCCGUCUGUGAGGCCACCAUCCCCGCUAAAGUGGUCAGAGAGGUUUUAAAGACGUCAACAGCAGCUCUGGUGGAGGUGAACAUCAGUAAGAACCUGGUGGGCUCGGCCAUGGCGGGCAGCAUCGGCGGAUUCAACGCACACGCAGCCAACCUGGUGGCCGCCAUCUACAUAGCCUGCGGACAGGAUCCGGCCCAGUCAGUGGGCAGCAGUAACUGCAUCACCCUGAUGGAGGCGUCCGGGCCAACGGGGGAAGACCUGUACAUCACCUGCACCAUGCCCUCCAUAGAGCUGGGCACCGUAGGAGGAGGCACCAGCCUGGCCCCCCAGCAAGCCUGCCUCCAGAUGCUGGGCGUGCAGGGAGCCUGUCUGGACUGUCCCGGGGACAACGCCCGGCAGCUGGCCAGAGUCGUGUGCGCCACCGUGCUGGCUGGAGAGCUCUCCCUGAUGGCUGCUCUGGCUGCCGGCCACCUGGUCAAGAGUCACAUGAUACACAACAGAUCCAAGGUGAACCUCCAGGAGACUCCAGGAACGUGCACCAGGAAGGCCUCCUGAGGGCCCGAGGGGAGCCUGGCCUUCUUCCGUGAACCCAGGUGACGGAGCAGUAUGGACAAUGUGAAAGGAACUAAUCAUUCAUCAAGACAGCAGACCUCAGGCGUCUUCCAUGUGCUUUCAAAGAUGCUGGAUAUGAAAAGAGUAUAUUAAUUUUCACGGGGCUCCAAGCAGAGCAGUUAAUUACUACUGUCUUCUUUUACUUCCACAUGCUGUCAGGUUUUCUUUUGGGGUGGGGGUGGAAUGGACAAUUUGGGUUAAAAUUAAAUAUUUCCGCUGCCCUGUUGCCAAAUGCAACAUUGCCAACACAGAUGCAAUCGAAUGCUGCCCACCACGGACUCUUCAUCAUUGCAUGUCUUCAUCGGGGGGUUGGAGAAGUGAACGAGGGUUCCUAGUUGUGAGUCCGAGGUUCAGCAACAGCGAGACGGGACAGAUUUGCCACGAAAGAGUUGACGGGAUGAAUAUAUGAAAAAAAGUGCUGAGUUCAUCUCCCGCACAGGGGAGGACAAAAUCAGGGCUUGUGUGUCCUUCAAAAACAAGGAGGGAGGAUGAAUAAAUAAUGCUUCAGGUGCUCGUACAACUAAGGGGACCAUGGGACAAAGUUUGUAGCCCGUUCAUGUUGGAUUAUACUGUAAAAUCAUCAUAAAGGAACAAAACCAGUGGCUCAACUGCAUUUCCAGAACCCCCAAAAAUGACUUUGAAGAACAGUGUUUAAGGUAUGUGCGCGCGCGCGUGUGCGAGCGUGUGCGCGCACGUACUGCAAUCCAUCACACUGACUGCUUUCAGUCUGUGCGGUGAUGCAAACAGUCCACAUUUAAAAGUAAAUUACGCCUGAUUCAGCUGGUCCAAUGGACCUUUGGGGGGGGGGGGGGCGGGGUUGUCUUUAUCUUAAAACGUUUGCAUCUUGUUUGGCAUAAACCGUAUGGAACGUGAAAUCUUCCUCUGAGCAUGAACUGUCUUUGUGAAAUGUUAAGAUGAAGCGGUAUCUUCCUGUGGAAUUAGCUAACUAUUAACCGCUCUGUGAAAGUUCGACGGCACAUUUAGCGAACAUCGCUAGCUAGCAUGCUAGCUGUGUAACAUAGAGCAUUGCACACAUGGCGGUCCGUACAUCUUAAAAUGAGCUUGUCUCUGUGUCCUCGCUUUGAACACCGAGGGGCGACCUCCAUACAAAUACCGCGUGCCGAGCUACUCACGAAGAAAAGGAGUUGGUGCGCGCCGUUGAUGCUUCAAAAUGCAAUGUGAAGUCAGUGAUGGUGAGUCUUCCUUUUGUACCAGCGGAUGGCAAAUAUUUUGGAUAUAUAUUUUGUAAUAAACACAAACAGACUUUGCAACGA
Cyclopterus lumpus (lumpfish) is the source of this 4182-nucleotide messenger RNA. Its product is annotated as 3-hydroxy-3-methylglutaryl-coenzyme A reductase-like. Gene Ontology annotation, molecular function: hydroxymethylglutaryl-CoA reductase (NADPH) activity; protein binding; NADP binding. The transcript is spliced from 20 exons. Gene Ontology annotation, biological process: sterol biosynthetic process; coenzyme A metabolic process; isoprenoid biosynthetic process. Gene Ontology annotation, cellular component: peroxisomal membrane; endoplasmic reticulum membrane. Lineage: Eukaryota; Metazoa; Chordata; Actinopteri; Perciformes; Cyclopteridae. The record is from RefSeq and is a predicted model, not a curated record. Bases 188 to 2851 code for a protein of 887 amino acids.